AGGCACAUAAAGUGAUCAUUACUGAUCUACCCACCUUAAAACCCUCUUUCAACAUAAGCAAACUCUCCAUUAUUUUCUUACAUAUUUUAUCCAGCACUCGUCCAAAACAAUUCCACCAAAGGCUAGCACAAUGGCACUACCGAAUGACUCGCCAGGCCUCGCCUCCCUGCCUUGCAUUGAUGACACCUGGGACGAUCCUGUACAGGUCGUCCCAGGUGCUAAGUUACGUGUAAUGUGCAGUUACGGGGGACACAUUAUCCCCCGUCCACACGACAAAUCUCUUUGUUACGUGGGCGGAGAAACACGAAUGGUAGUCAUGGACCGCCUCUCGUCGCUCUCUGAUCUCUCCUCAAGGCUCUCUAGCACACUCCUCCACGGCCGACAUUUCAACCUCAAGUACCAACUUCCAAAUGAGGAACUUGACUCUCUUGUGUCAAUUUCUAACGACGAGGAUUUGGAGAACAUGAUCGACGAGUAUGACAGGAUAGCUUCGGUUUCUUCACUCAAAUCCUCUCGAAUUCGUUUGUUUUUGUUUCUUGCAAAGCCUGAGACCGCAGCUUCUAUGGGGUGCUUACUUAAUGAUGCGAAAUCCGAGACUUGGUUUGUAGAUGCGCUUAAUGGAGCUGGAUUGAUCCCUAGAGUGCUAUCGGAUUCAGCUGCCAACAUGGAGAACUUAUUAGGAUUCCAUGAUCAAGUUGUCAAUAACAAUCAUUUUCCCGAAAACAUAUCAUCCUCAGAAUAUAUUGUACGCGAUGGCAAAGAGAGCGAAAACGAGAGGAUUCUUGAGUCUCCCACAGUGCUGGAAACGUAUUCGUCAUUCGGAUCAAGUACUUCUUCUCCUUCCAUGUCUAACAUGCCACACAUUCGGGUUCGUGCAGAUAACGAGGGUGCUACAUUUCAAGAUCAAAUGGCAGGAUUGGAUGAACAAUUCUCACACAUGAACACUAAUGUUGCUCUACCUCCUAUUCCUGUUGUAAUUUCUACAACCAUUUCUAGUGAGAAUGAGAAUCGGUUUGUCUCCGAUGAUGAGAAAUCAGAUAAGGGAGGUCCAACAAGGUUUCGGAAACCUCCUCUGCCUCUGCAGCCUGUGCAGCGAAAACUCGGGCAUGAUGCUUAUAGUUUGCCUUCACCUGAUUCCGUAGCAAGUGAAAAUAGCAUUACAUCAGCGAAUUCUUUUUCAAGAAAACAUCAAGAUCCAACUCAGGUUGCUACGAGGGAAAACACGAGGCCUGCUGCAAAUGAAGUAACUUCAGAUCCAACUCCUCAAAUCCAAGUGCAGCAAGUUCCAGCUCAAGUCUUUAUACAACCUCAGCAGCAACAACAAUAUCUUCAUCCGGGCACGCAAUAUCUCCAACAAACUGUGACAGGUCAAGUACAAGUCCCCUCAUACUACCCUGUUUAUCCUCCCCCUGCACAGCCUCAAUAUCAUCAACAAGUCGAUCAGCACUACUCGAUGUACAUGAUGCCUGUCCCGCAAGUUCAGCCAUACAACAUGGCAGUUCAACCGAAUGUGACAGAUUCAAACAUGACAACAGACUCAAAUUAUCCACAAAAUCCUUCCAUUGUGACCCCCUCUGUUACCAAACCAACUCUCGUGCAAGUGCAGCCUAAUCAAUAUCAGCAACAGUACAUCAAUGUUUCUCAAAUGCCUUAUUCCUCACAGACUCCUGCUCCGGGAAUUAAUUAUGGUUACGAAUAUGCACAACCAACACAAGUGUUCUAUAAGCAGAAUACGGCUUCUCAACUGCCUCCGCCUCCUCAGUAUCAAACAAUGACAUCUGCUACCACGAUGUUUUUGUCACAAGCUCCGGUUCAGGAGUCUGCAGACAACGCGAAAUAAUAAAUCAGAUCAAUAUAAUAUAUUUAUAAUUUAUUAAUGGGUCAGAAAUUAAUUUAUAUAUGAACGUCCAAGUUUCAAUUAUAAUUUAUAUUAUCUGUUUAUGUAAUAAUGGGUAUUGUUGCCUUCUUAAGGCAUUUACUGAAGAAUUCUUUGUAUUGUGGUCAUUUCAUGUUACAGAUGCAUCAUCAUCAUAGCUUUAUUUCAAAAUUACUCAUUAAUUAGUGAAUCUCAAGACUUA
Molecule: messenger RNA, 2078 nt
Organism: Daucus carota subsp. sativus
Lineage: Eukaryota; Viridiplantae; Streptophyta; Magnoliopsida; Apiales; Apiaceae
Exons: 2
Coding region: 131-1840 (569 amino acids)
Molecular function (GO): protein binding
Source: RefSeq, a predicted model, not a curated record